Tribolium castaneum (red flour beetle) is the source of this 1504-nucleotide messenger RNA. RefSeq names its product actin, muscle. The transcript has 4 exons. Bases 172 to 1302 code for a protein of 376 amino acids. Gene Ontology annotation, biological process: mitotic cytokinesis. NCBI's taxonomy places the organism in Eukaryota, Metazoa, Arthropoda, Insecta, Coleoptera, Tenebrionidae. The record is from RefSeq and is a predicted model, not a curated record.
AUGGAUGCUACACGUUAUUUCGGGUUGCUAACUAGAGGCUAUAAAAACCUCCAAGUGCAUUUAACUAGCACUCGAUCUGCAGACGGCACUUAGACGAGUCCGAGGUGUGGUGUUAAGUGAGUGGGUUUUUUUUUGCUGACGAUUUUGGAACUAGUUGAGUAAUCUCCAGCCAUGUGUGACGACGACGUAGCCGCCCUCGUGGUAGACAACGGCUCCGGCAUGUGCAAGGCCGGUUUCGCCGGUGAUGACGCCCCACGUGCUGUCUUUCCCUCCAUCGUGGGGCGACCCCGCCACCAGGGUGUGAUGGUGGGCAUGGGUCAGAAGGACUCCUACGUCGGAGACGAGGCCCAAAGCAAGCGCGGUAUUCUCACCCUUAAAUACCCCAUCGAGCACGGCAUCAUCACCAACUGGGACGACAUGGAGAAGAUCUGGCACCACACCUUCUACAACGAGCUGCGCGUGGCCCCAGAGGAGCAUCCCAUCCUCCUCACCGAGGCCCCACUCAACCCCAAAGCCAACCGCGAGAAGAUGACCCAGAUCAUGUUCGAGACUUUUAAUACACCGGCCAUGUAUGUGGCCAUCCAGGCGGUGCUCUCGUUGUACGCCUCUGGCCGUACCACCGGCAUCGUCCUGGACUCAGGCGAUGGUGUCUCCCACACAGUCCCCAUCUAUGAAGGCUACGCCCUCCCCCAUGCCAUCCUUCGCCUGGACUUGGCCGGAAGAGACUUAACAGACUAUCUCAUGAAAAUUUUAACCGAAAGAGGCUACUCUUUCACGACCACCGCCGAGCGCGAAAUUGUCAGGGACAUCAAGGAGAAGCUGUGCUAUGUUGCCCUAGACUUCGAGCAAGAAAUGGCAACUGCAGCCAACUCCACCUCUCUGGAGAAGAGCUACGAGUUGCCCGACGGUCAGGUCAUCACCAUCGGGAACGAGAGGUUCAGGUGCCCUGAGGCACUCUUCCAGCCUUCGUUCCUCGGAAUGGAAUCGUGCGGCAUCCACGAAACGGUGUACAACUCCAUCAUGAAGUGUGAUGUUGAUAUCAGGAAAGAUUUGUAUGCCAAUACUGUACUCUCUGGUGGUACCACCAUGUACCCAGGUAUUGCCGACAGGAUGCAGAAGGAGAUCACAGCCUUGGCGCCUUCGACCAUCAAAAUCAAGAUUAUCGCUCCGCCUGAAAGAAAGUACUCAGUCUGGAUCGGUGGUUCAAUUCUGGCGUCUUUGUCCACUUUCCAGCAAAUGUGGAUCUCGAAGCAAGAGUAUGAUGAGUCUGGACCUGGAAUUGUUCAUCGUAAAUGCUUCUAAAGUUAGAGUUUUAUGACUGUGGCAAGCACUGCCGGAUGAUUUCUAUUGAAUUAUAAGACUUGUGUACCUACACCUCUCCGAUAAUUAAUUUAUUCCUAAGAGUAUUGUAAUUUGUAGUUAUUUGUAUCGAUAAUUUAAUUACCUGUAAAAAUUAAUGUAGCGAAAAUGGAAAAUUAUUAUCUAAUAAAGUGUUUUUAUUAAA